AUGGCGGCAAUGUACAACCAUCGGUCGUCCGAGCAGGCAUCGUCGCCGCCGAUGUGGACGCCGACAAUGUGGGCACCGACGAUGUGGACACCGAUAAUGUGGGCACCGACGAUGUGGACGCCGAUAAUGUGGACGCCAACGUUCGAAACCGCGAGUGCUCAUACCGCCACUCUAGACCCGUUCUCUGGCCCGGCAGGCGCUGUCACCAGAGACUUCGACCCUUACCGUAAGACGUUCUUUGAUCUGGCGUCGACGCUCGAAACUGCCAUGGCUGACACCACCACUCUAGACCCCUUCCCCAGUCCGACAGACGCUGUCAACAGAUUCACUGACCCUCGCCGCAAGACGUCCUUUGAUCUGGCGUCGACGUUCGAGACUGCCAUGGCUGACACCACCACUCGAGACCCGUACUCUGGUCCGACAGAUGCUAUCAUCGUAUCCCCCGCCCCUUACCGCAAGACGUUCUUCGAUCUGGCGCCCGAGGCCCGCGUCGAAGUGUACCGCCAGUUGUUCAAAGGCCACGUCAUCAUGAUCCGCGGACAAGAUGAGAUCAUUGUGAGAAGACGCCGGGAAAAGAAGAAGAGAUUUGAACGAGACCACGCCAUGGGGCUGAACAUCCUGUUUGUGUCGAAAGCUUGUCUGGCCGAAGCGAAACCGGUGGCCCUCUCAGUGGCCACUUUCGACAUCAACUUCACGAGCAUGCUCCGCAACGGAACUGAGAAAUACCUGCGAAAGCUCCAGAACUUCGGCCGUCCGGAGCUCGCCCUCGUUCGCACGAUCGACUUGCCCAAGGUUCCUCACGCGACGGAAGGUCUCGCCUACCAGCUCUCGGCAAUGCCCUUCCUCCACGAUGUCGUUUGGAACGUUCCAGAAGAAUUUGUCGUCCGUGGCCGACAUCAGGUGCAGAUCGAAUCUCAUCCCGUGUUGACUGGGCUCGCGAACGAGCUUCGCGAUGUCUAUCCCUGGGACUCCCCGGUUCACAAGAUCAUCAAGCGACAUGUGCAGGAGUCGGCAAUGAGGGUGAGAAAGCCAGCGAGAUACCUAUUCAAGCUCCGCCUGCGGCUCUGGUCGUUGUCCAAAGACUUCAGCUCGACUCUUAUUGCCUACGCCGACUUUCUGACCGAGACCAUUCACGUUGUCGACGCAACAGACGAGAAAAAGAUCGUGGUGCCAAAGCGAGCUGAACCAAGCCUGUUAACUGUGUUGCAUUGA
Messenger RNA from Cladophialophora carrionii CBS 160.54, 1212 nucleotides. RefSeq lists its product as uncharacterized. NCBI's taxonomy places the organism in Eukaryota, Fungi, Ascomycota, Eurotiomycetes, Chaetothyriales, Herpotrichiellaceae. The transcript is spliced from 3 exons. The record is from RefSeq and is a predicted model, not a curated record. Bases 1 to 1212 code for a protein of 403 amino acids.